UGAUGCGGAGGGGAGGAAAAUGGCAGAGCUGCAGAUGUUAUUAGAGGAGGAAAUUCCGUCUGGCAAGAGGGCGCUGAUCGAGAGCUACCAGAACCUGACCUGAGUGGCGGACUACUGUGAGAACAACUACAUACAGGCUACAGACAAGAGAAAAGCAUUAGAAGAGACCAAAGCCUAUACAACCCAAUCCCUAGCUAGUGUUGCUUAUCAAAUAAAUGCAUUGGCCAACAAUGUACUCCAAUUGCUGGACAUCCAAGCCUCUCAGCUUCGGAGAAUGGAGUCUUCCAUCAAUCAUAUCUCACAGACGGUGGACAUUCAUAAAGAGAAAGUGGCUCGAAGAGAGAUUGGUAUUUUGACAACAAAUAAGAAUACAUCAAGAACUCACAAAAUAAUAGCACCUGCAAAUAUGGAGCGCCCUGUAAGGUAUAUUCCGAAACUUAUUGGCUAUACAGUUCUGGAUGAUGUGGGCCAUGGUGUCAAGCAUGGAAAUAACCAGCCUGCAAGAACUGGCACACUGUCGAGAACAAAUCCUCCUACUCAGAAACCACCAAGUCCUCCCAUGUCAGGCAGGGGAACGUUGGGACGGAAUACUCCUUACAAAACCCUGGAACCUGUUAAACCUCCAACAGUUCCUAAUGACUACAUGACCAGUCCUGUUAGGCUUGGAAGUCAGCAUAGCCCAGGCAGAACAGCUUCUUUAAACCAGAGACCGAGGACACACAGUGGAAGUAGUGGGGGGAGUGGAAGUCGAGAAAACAGUGAAAGCAGCAGUACUGGCAUUCCCAUUGCUGUGCUUACACCUUCACCACCCACUAUUGGAUCAGUUGCUGAUAGUCCAACUCCUCCACCACAACCUCCACCAGAUGACAUUCCUAUGUUUGAUGACUCUCCACCUCCGCCAUCACCACCUCCAGUGAAUUAUGAAGAUGAGGAGGCUGCAGUAGUUCAGUAUAAUGACCCAUAUGCAGAUGGGGAUCCUGCUUGGGCCCCUAAGAAUUAUAUUGAGAAAAUUGUGGCAAUAUAUGAUUAUACAAAAGACAAGGAUGAUGAGCUGUCACUUAUGGAGGGUGCAAUCAUUUAUGUAAUAAAGAAUGACGAUGGCUGGUAUGAAAGAGUCUGCAAUCGAGUGACUGGUCUGUUCCCUGGGAACUAUGUUGAAUCAAUCAUGCACUAUACUGAUUAAAAUUUUUUGCAUUUAAAGUAAAUUCUUAUUAUUCAGUCAUACUGUGGGACUAAUUAAUGGUUAACAAAACUGUCUUAAAAUGUGCCCAUAUUUUCAGGACAUGCUGUUUUAUUGAUAUAAUUGAAUGUCUACCUUGUAAGCAUAAAUCUUUGAGGCAGUUUGUGUAUUGCUAAACAGCAAUUUAUACAAGAGGCUGUCCAUAACUAUUUAUGCUUAUAUACUUACACAAUGUUAACUCUUUGACCAGCUUAAAUGUUCUGGGGUUCUGGGAUAUAAUAUUUAACAAAUCAUGAUUCAGAUUGUACCAUUGUUUCAGUGCAGGGUUACUAAUGUUAUGUCAGACUAAUAUUAAAAUCAGAAACUUAAAUGCUGGGUGCUGGUCAUACCUUUUGUUUAGACUCAUUCUUGAACUAUAACUAUUUGUUUAAAGCAUGCAUACAAAUUAAUUAUUGAAAUAUACUUCUUAAAAAUCCAAGAUGCUUCCAAUUUGUGUGAUAUUUUCUUGGAGUACUAGUACUUAGGUCUCUUGAAAUGAUUCGAGUCUCUAAGGUUUCCAUGUGAAACAAAACAAACAAAAAAGGGUUAUCUAUCUGUAAUGUUGUAAUUUGUAACUAAGUUUUUUAAUGAGCGAAUUUGUAUUAUAAAUUUUUUCCACUCACAGAUACAUAAGUGAACCAAAGGUUUUUGUCCUUACCUUCACUGAUUUGUUUUU
Molecule: messenger RNA, 1895 nt
Organism: Pipistrellus kuhlii (Kuhl's pipistrelle)
Lineage: Eukaryota; Metazoa; Chordata; Mammalia; Chiroptera; Vespertilionidae
Product: abl interactor 1-like
Exons: 1
Cellular component (GO): intracellular anatomical structure; lamellipodium
Molecular function (GO): SH3 domain binding; cadherin binding
Source: RefSeq, a predicted model, not a curated record